This is a messenger RNA of Topomyia yanbarensis, 928 nucleotides long. RefSeq names its product jerky protein homolog-like (gene cag). Lineage: Eukaryota; Metazoa; Arthropoda; Insecta; Diptera; Culicidae. Gene Ontology annotation, molecular function: DNA binding. The coding region runs from base 175 to 861 and encodes 228 amino acids. The transcript has 2 exons. The record is from RefSeq and is a predicted model, not a curated record.
GUUGCUCAAAACAGACCGAUCGUACAAGUGUUAGUGAGUUCUUCUUAUCGACCCGUUCGACGAGCAGCUCGCUCGGUUCGGACGUAUCGAACCAGCCCGACAGUCUCGAUUCAACGUGCCGGAUAGUUUUUCAAGUUUGUGCAUCAUUUGUGCUCGAUUCCCAAUUUAUAGCUGAUGGCGUCGACCGAAAAAACUAAAAGAAAAUGCUUGACGUUGCAGCAAAAAGUUGAAAUCAUUAAUCUGCUGAAACAGCAAAAGUGCACCAAAUCAGAUCUUGCGAGGCAAUACUGCGUAGACAGAACCACAAUUAGAAAAAUUGAACUACAACAGAAGAGCAUACUGAAGCUUGUUUCGGAGGGAUGUUCAAACAACUUUCAUCGGAGAAAAUAUGUAACCAGUGGCAAAUACAACGACCUGGAGCAAGCUUUACACGAUUGGUUGCUGGAACAGAGAGACCAAGAAGAAAUUGUCUCGACAGGUACGAUGUUAUCGAAGGCACAUGAGCUUGCUGCUGCGCUGGGUAUUGGCAACGAAUUCAAGGGUAGUGAAAAUUGGAUUCACAAUUUUAGGAAGCGACAUGGUUGGAGCCAGUCUACAGAUGAGAAGCGGUCUAAUUUAUUAAGUGUAGAAGUAGUUUGUGUAGAAAAUAAUACAGCGGCGUACUGUGAUGAUGAUACGUACGGAACUACAAUCAAGCAAGAAGUGAAAACUGGUUCGGAAUAUUCUGAAAGUAUGGAGCGCUGUCAACUGAUGGCACAGUAUUUGACAGAUAUUAUCGAGUGGGCUGAAGAUAUUUGCAUCGAGCCAGACUAUAUUGCUAAUCUUAGAACAGUAAGAACGAUUGCUUUAGAAAAGUGUUAAUUGUUUGAAUAGGACUACACUACAACUACACUUACUUAAUAAAAAUAAACCGUUAGUUUACAAAUUA